Molecule: messenger RNA, 3079 nt
Organism: Myotis brandtii (Brandt's bat)
Lineage: Eukaryota; Metazoa; Chordata; Mammalia; Chiroptera; Vespertilionidae
Gene: PAFAH2
Product: platelet-activating factor acetylhydrolase 2, 40kDa
Exons: 13
Coding region: 129-1445 (438 amino acids)
Molecular function (GO): 1-alkyl-2-acetylglycerophosphocholine esterase activity
Source: RefSeq, a predicted model, not a curated record
CAGGGCCAUGAGCUCCUGGGCAGUUUCUUGGUUCCGUCGAAGUGACCGUCUGGGCUGCUUCUGAGAGGUCAACUUGACUGGCAUCAAGGUCAGCCCUGCCCAAGCCGUUCGAUUCUACUGGAGACGAGAUGGGGGUCAACCAGUCCGUGGGCUUUCCGCCUGUCACAGGACCCCACCUGGUGGGCUGCGGGGAUGUGAUGGAGGGCCAGGGUCCCCAGGGGAGCUUCUUCCGACUCUUCUACCCCUGCCAGGAGUCAGAGGAGACCAUGGAGCAGCCCCUGUGGAUUCCCCGCUACGAGUACUGCGCUGGCCUGGCCGAUUACCUGCAGUUUAAUAAGCGCUGGGGGGGGUUGCUCUUCAACAUGGCUGUGGGAUCUUGUCGCCUGCCUGUUAGCUGGAAUGGCCCCUUUAAGACAAAGGACUCUGGAUACCCUUUGAUCAUCUUCUCCCAUGGCCUGGGAGCCUUCAGGACACUAUAUUCAGCCUUCUGCAUGGAGCUGGCCUCCCACGGCUUUGUGGUGGCUGUGCCAGAGCACAGGGAUGGGUCAGCUGCCACCACCUGUAUCUGCAAGCAGGUCCCAGAAGAGAAGCAGCCCUCGAAUGAGUUGCUGGAGGAGGAAUGGAUUCCCUACCGCCCAAUUAAGGAAGGGGAGAAGGAAUUUUGUGUUCGGAAUUGCCAGGUGUAUCAGCGGGUAAAUGAGUGUACUCGAGUGUUGAAGAUCCUGCAAAAGGUCACUGCUGGGCAGACUGUCCUCAACAUCUUGCCUGGUGGGUUGGAUCUGAUGACCUUGAAGGGCAGCAUCGACAUGAGCUGUGUGGCUGUGAUGGGACAUUCAUUUGGAGGGGCCACAGCUAUUCUGGCUUUGGCCAAGGAGACCCAAUUUCGGUGUGCUGUGGCACUGGAUGCUUGGAUGUUCCCUCUGGAACGUGACUUUUACCCGAAGGCCCGAGGCCCUGUAUUCUUCAUCAAUGCUGAGAAAUUCCAGACAGUGGAGAGUGUCAACUUGAUGAAGAAGAUGUGUGCCCAGCAUGAACAGUCCAGGAUCAUCACUGUCCUACCAGUCAGAUUUGGGAUCAUUGUGACCCCUGGAGGAAAAGGCGGUGAGAGCAGUUGGAAAUGGGCACACAAGGGGGAUUUAACUACUGUUCUGAAGACAGGAGCUGACAUGUUUUAUGAAUGUUCGGAAGUCACCAGUGGUUCUGUUCAUCGGAGUCAAACUGACUUUGCUUUUGUGUCUGGGAACUGGAUUGGUAAAUUCUUCUCCAGUCAAAACCGUGGGACCUUGGACCCCUAUGAAGGUCAAGAGAUUGUGGUGCGGGCCAUGUUGGCCUUUCUGCAGAAGCACCUUGGCCUGAAAGAGAACUAUGACCAAUGGAACAACCUCAUCGAAGGCAUUGGACCAUCGCUCACCCCCGGGGCCCCGCACCAUCUGUCUAGCCUCUAGACACAACUGGACUGAAUUCUCAUUUGGGGUCUGCCCAUAACCUCCUAUUAGGAAGUGGUCAACAGCCCUUCUUCACAGAUCCAAAGGAUGUAAUCACACUGCUGAUUGGAUGACGGGGUACUUUGAUCUUAGACUUGUUGAUCUUAAAUUCGUGGUGGGACUUGGAUCACUUACUGAUUGGCACACUGACUUUCUGGGGCCUGAGCCCUGAUGGUGUGGAGUUGGAGCAGUUGGGGUAGGGCUGGGGAGCACUCAGGCCCUAAGCUGAGCACUGUGAGCACUAUUAACCCAGCAAGCCUUCGCCCUCACCUUGGGCCAGGGUGGCUUCUGCAGUGAAAGAAAUGAAGCCAAAGGAUGGAGUGAAUAUUCCUACCUUCAGGACCUUUAGCCAACCUGGCCCUCUCUCUUCAUACCUCUCUCAGCCUUCUCCCUCUCCAGGGCCACUUGGUGAGUUCUCAGCACUUUGGUAACUUUCUGGGAUAUGGACCACCGUCAGGUUUUCUGUAUUUUCGAGCCUUCUCCUGCAUGAAACUUAGUCCUGGGCACUUAGGACUAAGUUAUCCUUGUGAGCCUAUGGAGGAGGGCAGACAGCAUCGCCCUCACAGCACAGGGCGAGAUGCGGAGCCUCAGAAGCUCUGGAUGUCUUGGGGUUUUGCUAAAAAUGUAUCUUGACACAAGUAGGUUGAGUUGGAGAAUAACAGUGUUAAGUAGCCAUUUGAACAGGCCCUUGCCACAGAGGGAUGUAGUUUGGUAGCUAGAGUUCAGGUGGCCAACCCUAGAAAGGUUACGAACACUUUGGUCUUGCCUCUUACCUCAGGUAUCGUGGGCCUCCACCUUGCUCAGACCGGGGUGCUAUAAGUUGUCUGUUUUCUGGCUCUGAGGCCCUAGCCCCAGAUUUAAGUCAGGAUAUAGGUUGAAUUUUUAUUCCGUUCCAUUUAUAUAAUAUGAAUGAUCUUAAUACUCAUGUUUGCCUAAUGAUAUGUUGGGAUAUUCUUUACUUAAUCUGCAUUAGAGCAAGAUGGGGAGCCAUCUGGAAGUAACUUUUCCUUCUGUCUUUCUUUGUUCGCUUACCACUUGUGACCACGCGGAAAAAAAAAAACUUAACUUUAAAAGGAAAUGAAGUCUUCCUGGGGAAUCUAGUUCAAAGCUGUCUGGGAAGAUCAACCCGAAAGACCCCUCUCCACUACCCUAGACCUCUUACCUCAGUUCAAGUAGGGGACCCCAGAGGAGCAGGAACUAAAGGGACAUGCAUCUCUGCGCAGCAGGUCCAAGGUCAGUGCCUCCACCACACGCUGGGACGAGGUCUCCCACCUCUUACCAGUUGCUCUAAGAGGUGAAACAUCAGAUCAGUGGAGGCUCUGAACCGUGGGAGGAUCUAUGAAUUCCAGUGAGACGUAGCGUAAAGAGAAUAUCACUAAAGCCUUGGCUCUAGAGUUCUAUAGGCUGGUUUUGAGUCCUGGUUUCACCAUGACCAACUGGGUAAAUUUGAGCAAAUGAUGUUCUCCUUCCACUCUCGGUUCCUGCAUUUCUAAGAUGCAUUAUGAUAGGAGGGUUAACUGAGAGGAUGUAUAUGCGUAUGGAUUAUUUAAAAGUAUGUAUCCUAUUUUCCAAAUAUACAAGAUUUUUUCCAGUUA